Molecule: messenger RNA, 1404 nt
Organism: Pelagomonas calceolata
Lineage: Eukaryota; Pelagophyceae; Pelagomonadales; Pelagomonadaceae
Source: the annotation of a GenBank genome assembly
AUCACGUCGGCCCCCUCUCGAUGGCUUUUGCCGGCCGUCGACGAGUGUGCUGUACCAUCGGCGCUGCCGGCCAAGCGGGCCGUACCGGUGGCCUUUGAGGGCAGGAAGUAGCUCAAGGGGUCCACCUCGGACGCCUGCGCGCGCGCCCGCCGCCGCCGCAGCGAAGGGCAGCUCCCAGAAGGCACAGAGGCUGAACAAAACACACAUGGCGCCGGAGCUCAACAAGCCGGAGCUCAAGGCCAAGCUGCGCGCGACGCGCGUCGCCGUGGAACAGCUCCAGCACCGCGUGAACGACGCCCUCGAGCGCCAGAAGCCGUCGCCGUUGACGCGCGAGGGCGCGGCCGCGCCGGCGAAACUAAGGAAAAGGCGGUCGCUCAAGGGCCACUUCGGCAAGGUCGUGAGUGUGAGCUGGCUGCCCGACUCGAACAGACUGGCGACGGCGGCGCAGGACGGCAACGUGAUUAUUUGGCACGCUCCUACUGGUAAGAAAGCACAAUUGCUCCCUCUAAAGAACCAGUGGGCCAUGUUCGCGGCCUGCGCGCAAGAUUCUUCAAGAUUAUGCGCGACCGGCGGCUUGGACAACGUGUGCACGGUCUGGACCUUACCUGAGCCAAACGAGGACGCGAAGACGCCUCGAGUGCUCGAGGGCCACAAGGGCCACGUCGCCGCGGCGUCGUUCCUAGCUACCAAUACAUUAAUCACCGUGAGUGGCGACUCGACGGCCGCGUUGUGGGAUCUGAACCGCCUGCCGUCCUCAGAUAUCGACCAGAGGGCCGAAGUCUACGCCGGCCACGACGAGUGCCUGUCUGCCGUCGCCAAGGACCCUACCUCAGAACGUAACUUCGCCACGGGGUCCGCGGAUGGCUCGGUGAUGCUCUGGUCCCUCGGUGCGAGCGACCCGUCGUGCGUGCUGCGCAUGCACAGGGCCGACAUCAAGGCCGGUUCACGCGCGAGGCACCCGGACGCGAACGGCGUGUCCUACCAAACUGAGAGGACGUUGGGAGUUGCGACCGAGUCCUUCGGGAGUUUCUUGUUUGAUGCGCGCACGCGCACUGCUGUCAACAAGUUCGGGUCUGACGAAAGGGACAUCGGCCCGAAGACGUCGUGUGCCUUUUCUUCCUCCGGAAGAUUAAUGUUUGUGGGCACGGACGACGGCGUCGAGGUCUGGGACACGCUCCAAGGCGACGCUAAUAAACCGUUGCAGUUCCUGAAGCCGCACGGCGCGCGCGUCGCGGCGCUCGCCGUCCCAACAUCAGGCCAGUGCGUCGCGUGCGCGUCGUGGGACUUCGAGGCGUCGGUGCUGUCGAUCUGACUCUACCCUAUGGGCCUGCUGCUGCGCUCCCUGUUCUCCCCCCAUCAUUGUCCCGCGCGCGCGCCCCCGUAUCUUAACUUGAUGUGAUCUUG